Messenger RNA from Ostertagia ostertagi, 1041 nucleotides. The record is from the annotation of a GenBank genome assembly. NCBI's taxonomy places the organism in Eukaryota, Metazoa, Nematoda, Chromadorea, Rhabditida, Trichostrongylidae.
GUUUUCAAGUUUCUAGGAUCUACACUAACUGAAUGUCACGCGGCAACGCCAGAAGAGGUCCAUAGAGCCGUUGAUACAGCACAGAAAGCUUUCCCAGUGUGGUCCAAAGUGGGAUGGCUUGAGAGAGGUAUAGUGCUAAGGAAAGUCGCUAAGCUGUUGUGGAAGCACUGUGAAGAAAUCGCUAGGUGGGAAUGUAUUGGUAGCGGAAAGCCGAUAACUGAAGCACGGCUGGAUGUGCUCAGUUGUGUGGACACGUUCAAUUUUUACGGAGGAGUCGGUCAUUCGCUAGCCGGCCAGCACAUUCCGUUGGGGCAGGACCGUUUCGCCUACACAAAAAGGGAACCUCUAGGUGUUGUUGGGUGCAUUGGUACAUGGAACUACCCGAUACAGACAUGCUCAUGGAAGGUGGCACCAGCUUUGGCAUGUGGUAACGCCGUCGUUUACAAGCCGAGUCCACUAGCUCCGAUCUCUGCUGUGAUAUUAGCUCAAGUAUUGCAGAUGGCUGGUUUGACAGAAGGUGCUUUCAAUGUAAUACAGGGUGAUGUCGAAACAGGCAAAGCUCUAAUUUUACAUCCACAAGUGAAGAAGAUCUCAUUUACGGGAGCUGUCCCGACGGGUAAGAAAAUCAUGCAGGUGCUGGUUCACCGCUCGUUAGAAGCAGAUUUCGUCGCGUCGUUACGAGAGAAGACAGAAGCGAUGCGGGUUGGCGACCCUCUUGAAGACACGCGUGCGGUGGCUGCCGGUGCCCGUGUCAUCUGUGGAGGCGAGCCAGUGCAAGUUCCUGGCCUCGAAGGAGGUUUCUAUCUCUCGCCAUGCAUUCUCUCCGACAUCCGCAAAGAUAUGGAAGUCUACCGUGAAGAAAUAUUUGGCUCGGUGCUUCUUGUGAUUCCAUUUGAUACCGAAGAUGAGGCGAUUGAGAUAGCAAAUGAUACGACGUUAGGCCUUGCCGCGGGGCUUUUUACCAAAGACUUGGCCCGAGCUCACCGUGUUGCUGAUCGCCUUCAUGCUGGAAACGUCUAUGUAAAUACCUACAAUGAUGUU